Austrofundulus limnaeus is the source of this 4077-nucleotide messenger RNA. It is a transcript of the gene has2, whose product is annotated as hyaluronan synthase 2. The transcript is spliced from 4 exons. The coding region runs from base 597 to 2255 and encodes 552 amino acids. The record is from RefSeq and is a predicted model, not a curated record. Lineage: Eukaryota; Metazoa; Chordata; Actinopteri; Cyprinodontiformes; Rivulidae. Gene Ontology annotation, cellular component: plasma membrane. Gene Ontology annotation, molecular function: hyaluronan synthase activity. Gene Ontology annotation, biological process: extracellular matrix assembly; polysaccharide biosynthetic process; hyaluronan biosynthetic process.
UCUCUGACACACAUACACAUUUGUCUGGAAGGAAUUAGACAGCUGAAACAGCGGCAGAGACAUUUUGGUCACUUCUGUGCAACCUGGAUGCUUUGGGAGGGAGCUAAAAUAUUACAUGCCCCCCCAAGAGAGCUCAAAUAGGAUACAAAAAGGUUUCAGCUAAUAUUAGUAGAGUUAUUGCUGAAAACUUUUAUUUUCAAAAAAUUUAGGCAGGUUUUGUGUAUAUUGAUAUAACUUUUAAACAUGCCUGAAAGUUGAUGAAGAAAUAUAUAUAUAUAUAUGUGUAUAUAUACUUAUAUACAUAUAUAUAUAUAUAUUACAACAAUCUUUUUUAUUUAUGUUUUUUAAGACUGUGAAGCAUGUUUGUACAGAAAAGAUGCACCAUGUGGUCCAACUCCUAAAGACUGGAUGCUGAUUUAAGGAUUUUUUUCUUCCUUUUUGAUUCAUGAGGACAUUACUGAGUGGAUUCAUGAGAGUCACUGCCACUGGUGCUCAAACUUUCUUGCUGCUUGUUUUAUGUGUGGAUAGCUGCCACAGCUGGCGGAGUUGACCACAUCUUCCUGGAAGAGGAAGGAGAGGACAGAAGCUGCUUGAAGAUGAAGUGCCAGAGAGUUUUAAUCUACCUGAGGAUAAUUGGAACCACCAUGUUUGGAGUGUCCCUCCUGGUGGGCAUUUCCACUGCCUACAUCAUGGGCUACCAGUUCUUCACAACAGCCCACAACCACCUGUCCUUUGGCUUAUAUGGUGCUAUCUUGGUUGUACAUCUCAUCAUUCAAAGUCUCUUUGCACUCUUAGAACACAGAAACAUGCGGCGCUCCUUAGAGACGCCCAUUAAACUGAAUAAAUCGCUGGCAUUGUGCAUUGCAGCGUAUCAAGAGGACCCAAACUACCUGAGAAAGUGCCUGGUGUCAGUCAAGAGGCUGACAUAUCCUGGGAUCAAGGUCAUCAUGGUGAUUGAUGGGAAUUCGGACGACGACAUGUACAUGAUGGAAAUUUUUAAAGAAGUUAUGGGAUGGGACAAAGUGGCCACAUACGUGUGGCGAAGUAAUUAUCACAACAAAGGCUCUGGGGAGAUGGAUGAAAGCUACGCCGAGAGCCUUCAGCAAGUUUCCAAGCUUGUGCUGAACAACAAGUGUGUCUGCAUAAUGCAGAAGUGGGGAGGAAAAAGAGAGGUCAUGUAUACAGCCUUCAAAGCUCUGGGGAGGAGUGUUGACUAUGUGCAGGUGUGUGACUCUGACACCAUGCUAGACCCAGCGUCAUCAGUGGAGAUGGUGAAAGUUUUAGAGGAGGAUCCUUUGGUGGGAGGAGUUGGAGGAGAUGUUCAGAUCUUGAAUAAAUAUGAAUCAUGGAUCUCGUUCCUGAGCAGUGUACGGUACUGGAUGGCCUUCAACAUUGAGCGGGCUUGCCAGUCCUACUUUGGCUGUGUCCAGUGCAUCAGUGGACCUUUAGGAAUGUACCGAAAUUCCCUCCUGCACGAGUUUCUUGAGGACUGGUACAAUCAGACCUUCAUGGGAUCCCACUGCAGUUUUGGUGAUGACCGCCAUCUCACAAACAGAGUUCUCAGUCUUGGCUAUGCAACAAAAUACACAGCACGAUCAAAGUGCCUUACUGAGACACCAGUUACAUAUCUGCGGUGGCUCAAUCAACAAACUCGAUGGAGUAAGUCAUAUUUUAGAGAAUGGCUUUACAACUCUAUGUGGUUCCACAAGCAUCAUCUAUGGAUGACUUAUGAGGCUGUGAUCACAGGCUUCUUCCCUUUUUUCCUAAUAGCUACAGCAAUUCAACUCUUCUUCCAAGGAAGACUCUGGAAUAUUUUGUUAUUUUUACUCAUUGUGCAAACAGUGGCAUUGAUUAAAUCAUCAUUUGCCAGUUGCCUCAGAGGCAACAUUGUCAUGGUGUUCAUGUCAUUCUAUUCAGUACUGUAUAUGUCUAGCCUGUUGCCAGCCAAAAUGUUUGCGAUUGCAACUAUCAACAAGUCAGGCUGGGGAACGUCGGGGAGGAAAACCAUAGUUGUAAACUUCAUUGGCCUGGUUCCAAUAACUGUCUGGUUCAUCAUCCUCUUCAUUGGACUUAUAUACACAAUAGCAAUUCAGACAAAUAAUUUUUUUCCUGAAAUAGAAAAGCUUGUUUUGAUCAUUGGGGCAGUUGUCUAUGCAAGUUACUGGGUCAUAUUUUUGACACUGUAUGCCAUUCUCAUAAACAAAUGUGGGAAGAGAAAAAAGGAGCCACAUUAUGAUAUGGUGCUAGAUGUAUGACCUAAGAUAAACAUGUACCAUUUACCACUGAACUCUCUUGAGUUGUUCUUUCUGUUGCUGUUUACAAAGUUUUUCAUUUGCAGGACAGCUUUGGUGGGAAGAUUGGUUGAGUUCAACCACAACAGGAAAAGAAAAGGCAGUGGCUGUAACUAUGGAAAUCAUGAUCUUGUUACAUCAGCAUUCUGGCUGAUCUACUUAUCUAGAUUACCUUAAUUUAACAUGUUAGAUUGGAAAAUAAUUUGUAUAGAUUAAACAAGUUACUUUGAAAAGUCAAAACGGCAAGGUUACAUGUAUCAUUUAAGUUAGCAGAAAGAGAGUCUGGUUUAGAAUAUUAACUACCUCUUAACCUUGUCAUGUCCACUGAAAAAGUAAUGAAAAGUGAAAGUUUAACAAGUAAUUGGUGAUAAAGGUCCAAAAAAAAUCUCUGUCUUGUCUCAUAAUAAUUUAUGUUGGCCACUUGAACACAUUAACAGCACAUAUACAGUAAAUGUUCAAUUCAAUUCCCUGGCUCUGUUCAAGUUUCCAUGCAUUAAGUUCAAAGUUAUGUCAAGGAUAAUGUUUGUGCCUUUUCAGUGUUCAGUGCCUUCUGUUUUGGCAAAAGAACCGGUUUACAAAGCACAAAGGGCUUUAAAAUGGAGAGCUGCUUUAUGUUGUUUGUUGCUUUCAUGUCAAUUGGGAAGUAUUUAAAGACACAAACAACCAUUUAAAGGGACAGAGAUUGUCUGGAGCAGACUUCACACCAUGAGGCACCUGCCAAACAACAGGUUUGAAUCCAGAAUUGUCUCACCAUGAAGCAUCAGUGCUACUUUUGGCACUUUGCUGCAGGAAGAAUCAGAAGGAUUUCAUAGGCGGUAUUGUGGGUUACAAAGCACUUCUCAAAAAAAUUGGAUGAUUUACUUUGCUUCUGGUGCAGGAACAAAGAGAGCAUUUGUCAAAUUUCUUAUUAAAUAUGCACUGGAGUGUAACAUUUAGAGGAUUCAUGACCGCCACUUAUAACCUCUCAAUGGCAGCGACAUUGAAUUAAUUUCACAGUGGUUGAAUGUAAACUAUUGCAAUGCAUGCAAACAAAUUUAGAAUGUUUGUAGAUAUUCCCAUAUGACAUGACUGCACGAUUUCUCAAUGUUUACAAAGUGAAAGAUCCCAAACUUACAAACCAUUAAAAUAUGUAAUUGUUAUCUGAUCAGGUGACGAUGUGAACUUGUGACCACAAUUGAGAGACUUUGUACCAAUGCUGCUGUGAGCUGUAGUUCUGUAGAAACAAGGAAUUUAGUUUCCAACCAUUUUUAAUAUGUUACAAAAAGGUUUUUAACACUCUGUGUUUAUGUAUUUUUAAUCCAGUUGGUUAAUGACAGCAAAGCAAACAAAGUAAUUAUUCCAUUCCAAAAACUUUGUGUCUUUUACUUUCCAUGAGCUUUUGAUCCUUUCCAUCUUGUACAAUAUUGUAUUAAGAACAGCUUGAGUAUUGUUUUUUUUUUGUGUUGUGUAAAAUGACUUGCAAGAGAAGAAGUUCAUUUGAAUAUAAAAAGCACUACCUUUUAAUAGAAAUGUGAAUAAGGACACUUGAUGGAAGAGAACAACAUUUAGGAAAGAAAUAGGUCCAUUGUUUGCUUUGGAUCAGAAGCAGACAUGAGUUUAACUGUUAUGCACUUUUAUGUUGCUUCUGUCCUCUAGCACAAUGCUUGACAUAACCAGAAUAAAAUACCUCUCUGAAUUGCAUAAAGGUGUCACAAUGCUGUCCAAAGAUAUGUGAUUUAUAGUGUAUUUUUUUGUAAUCUUGAAUUUGAAACUGUCCAUUUUUUAUUAAAACAAAAUUUUUAUGUCA